Molecule: messenger RNA, 1033 nt
Organism: Podospora pseudopauciseta
Lineage: Eukaryota; Fungi; Ascomycota; Sordariomycetes; Sordariales; Podosporaceae
Gene: FAF1
Product: pre-rRNA processing and 40S ribosomal subunit assembly
Exons: 3
Coding region: 47-1033 (328 amino acids)
Biological process (GO): maturation of SSU-rRNA from tricistronic rRNA transcript (SSU-rRNA, 5.8S rRNA, LSU-rRNA)
Cellular component (GO): nucleolus
Source: RefSeq, a predicted model, not a curated record
UUGCAAUUCACCAUCAACACGCACCUCACAAAUCUCAGUCGCAAAAAUGCCAAGCACACUAGGAAAACGAAAGGCGCCUCCCGCCGAAGAGGACGUGGUGGACGCCCAAGAAGCCCUCAGACGGCACUUCGAGGCUCGAUUCAAGAUGCCCGCUGGCAUCGCCCCAUGCGCCGCUCCACCAUCCAAGAGACAGGCCCGCGAUGAGGAUGAGGAUGACGAAGAAGAAGAAGAAGACGACAGUGACUUUGGCAGCGACGAAUCCGAUGCCGAAUCCUGGGAUGGUGUCUCUAGCGAAGAGGAAGAGGAAGACGCAGACUCGCAAGAAAAAGGAGAAUCCCACGUCGUAGAGGUGGUCGACUACAGCCAAGACCCUUCCUCAACCGCGAUAACCUCCCUCAUGAGCAAAAAAGAGCUCAAAGCCUACCUCUCCUCCCGUCCACCAAGCCACACAUCUGCGGCACAGUCCGACACCCCCAACCCAAAAAAGAAAAAGGCCGACGAGUCCCAAGCCGAAGACAGCGCCGCCUUUCUGGCGAACGAUCUCGCCCUCCAGCGCCUCAUCGCCGAGUCCCACAUCCUCUCCGCCGCCGGCGGCAACGCCUCCCACUGGCAGUCCAGCGCCGCCGCAGAAACCGCCGCCAACACGCGCGCCUUCGCCGCCGGGCGCACCGCGAAGAAGACUACCGAUAUGAGAUUCCAGGCGCUGGGGGCCAAGGACAGCAUCUUGGGUCAGGCUAAGAUGCCCAUGGCGAUGAGGAAGGGGAUUGUGAGCCAUGCCGCGGCGAAGGAGGCCAAACGGAGAAAAGAGGCAAAGGAGAAUGGGAUUGUGCUGGAGAGGGAGGUGAAGAAGAGCAAACCGUCGAGGGGGAGGAGAGGUGGUGGGAGAGGGGAGCCAAGGGAGGUGGGAGCACCGGGGGUGGGGAGGAUGAAGGGGGCCACGCUGAGGAUUAGUGCAAGGGAGGCGGAGGUGUUGAAUAGACCCGGUCCUGCGAGGAGGGGAGGAGGACGGGGUGGGAGAGGGGGGAGGAGAUGA